AUGCCUGCUGAGCUUGUUGGUGCUUCCUAUCGCUGCUCCACCUGCGGGCAAGAGCUCGCUGAGGCAGCGUCGCUCCUACCUGCCUGGGAUCCGCGGGUGGUGCCAUGCUCGGGCAUCACAGGCCACGACUGUGAAGUUGCUGGAAAGAGAACUCUGCAGUUCUCCACUUGCCAAUCCUUUGUCAUCAAUCCCUUCCCACGGCGGUUUGAGCUGGUCUUGGUGGACAAGAUUGUCAAGACAGCCGCCACAGAAAUAGGACCAGAGGCGAUGCUGGAAAACAGCUGGUUUGAGGGCCGUGCUCACCGAGUCCUAGUCUGUACCCAGUGUGAGGAUCACAUUGGCUGGAGCUACAAGGCACGCCAAGGUGAUGUGAUUUUUGGCUUGGCCCUAAGCGUCUCGAAGUUCUGGGCCUGGCUUUGCCUCUGUGCUCUGGUGGUUUUCGCGCUGUAUCAGGUGACUGCUGGUGGGCAUGUCCUGGUGGCCACUGCUACUCUUCUCAUUGCGCUUCUCAAGUUGUCGCCGCAUAUUCUGCUCUGA
Messenger RNA from Symbiodinium pilosum, 537 nucleotides. Lineage: Eukaryota; Dinophyceae; Suessiales; Symbiodiniaceae. The record is from the annotation of a GenBank genome assembly.